AUGUCGUCAUAAAUCGUCUAAGAGCAGUGAUCGACUGCGGUGCGACGAAAGAGAAUCCAGUAUGGAAGAUAGGGAGAGAGUUGGAAAGUAGGCCUCACUGGCUCAGUCAGUGCUAGACUGUGACUCGGACCGUUUGGACGUCGACAUGAUUAUCCCGCUCUGCCUGUUGGUCAUCAUUGGCCUGGGCCACUGCCAGGAUGGGGUACCAUCACGUACCCAGAUUGAGAUGUCGAUCAAUCGAACGAUCGACGAAGUAGAGCGAAUGAUUCGCGAGGAUCCCAGACUACCGCGACUUUCACGGACGGAAAUAGUCGACAUUUUGUUCAACAUAACGUCGAAAGACGUUAUCGAUUCGAACGCGGAUAAAGAGAGCAUCGACAAGGCGAGGAUGGAGUACCAGAGAGCGUUGAUGGUCGUGCUGCCAUACAGUCCAAAUGCCUCGGAGGAAAAUCUUAAGGAUCUAUACACAAAGCCGCCGAUGGUCCAAAUGAUUUCUGAUACAAGUGACCCAGUGAACUACGAGAUGACUUAUGACGAUGGUGGAAUGGAAGGAGAAAUGAUCUAUUCAGAGAAACCGGAAGAGCCGAACUUCGCACUUGACACUUCCAUCGACAACCACGUGGCGUUGGCCAACCCUGCUGAGGUGAAGGACGAAAUCGAGGAGUCCACUGGUUCCUACGAAAAUCACAGAGAUACGUAUUCCGAAGUGGUGGAUCCGAUCGAUUUCAAGACACUUUCAACAGUCAGCAACUUCAGGCCUAUAUAUGACGGCAAACCGAGAGUCGUUCACGCCGAGUCCCCCGAACUAUUCAGUUUUAACUUGAACAAUUUGCAAACCACCCCAAGAAGCUCGUUCGAUUCGACCGACUCCAUUGUCUAUAGCCAGGCUCCGGAACAGUUCGAGGACUCCCUUUCGACGGAUUCGAAACUCGAGAUCGUCUAUAGCACUACCGUGAACACUAGAAAACCCCCGACAACGAAAUUCAAUAACGAAGUUGGCCAGGAGCUGAGUACCGAGUCAACUACAGUGUCUUCGACAACUACCAAUCGUCAUGUUCUGGCUUCAGACCAAUGGCACUACAAUGCUCCUCCAGCCACAGUGGACUCCGUGAAGAAGUACCCCGAGUACAAGUUUCCCACUCAAACAGAAUCCUCGGGAAGUUCGAUCUUCGAAGCUUUCAGUACCACGACGAAAAAUCCCGAAAUGACGAUAAACAUCCAAGGACAAAACACCGAGAAGAAACAUGACUUCAAAAUGGAGGACCUGAGUUCAACGUUCGUUACUUCGAUGUCGACUAGCACGACUGGUCCGGUAAAAACGAAAUUCAGCUCUUCAUAUGCAGCUAAUUCUGCUGGAGUUUCGAAGGUCAGUCCUACCAUGCCGCCUAUGAGAUCAGAAAUAAAGGAUCUCCUGGCGUCCAUCGGUCUUUCGGAGAGUAAUCCAGAUCAGCAACCAAACGUUGGAAGCACCGUGCCAUUUUCUGGCUCAAAUAAUCUGGUCCCUUCGCAAAUAUCCGGUCUGGAAGCCCCGGGAACAAAUUCUCCUUCAAUUUUGAACCAGAAUACGUUCGGAAGUCCAAGCUACGACUACAAGAAGGGAACGCAAAAUCUCAGCCCUGAUAUGAGACUUCUCCUCCAGACCUUUGGCCUUCAGACUUCUAAGAACUCAGAGACACCAUCCACUACUACGAAAAAGCCGAUACCUGUUGUUGUCAAUUUAAACUCUUAUUCUAACUUCAAGCCCCUGCCAACGAUGAAUGUGAAAGAUCAGGAUAUGCGAGAUUUCUUGGCCAAAUUUGGCUUGGGCGAUGGUGACAGCCAGAAAACUCGGAGCCACAAGUCAGUGAAGACGAGGAAAAGCGCGGAAGCCAGUCCUCCAUCACUGAUAGAAGCUGUGCCGGACAACAUGAGGAAGAUUUUGGAGAAUAUCGGGCUGAUCACCAGAUCGGAAAAGUCUUAUCAAUACAAUGAGACUGUCACUUCUCAUUCAUCAGGCUUGCCCGACACCCCAAAGCUGCAUGUCUUCAAGCCACACGAAACGCCGGGUCAUACUAAGGAGCAGAAGGAGAAGAUCAACAAGCUACUGGACACCGUAAGAAAAGUCCAGUCGGGCUCAGCGGAUUCGCAGGAAGUUCAGGCUGCUGCUAAGGAUCUUUUGGAAACGACAAAGACCCUGCAGAAUGGACCGGAUCCGCUUAGCCUUGAGGAAAUCCUGAACAUUUACAACGAGGGGAUCAAGAACGAGGUCAAGAGACAGGAAGACGUGACGACACCUCCGAAUGACAGUGGAGCGGACAAUGCGACACUGUUGUCAACUGAAACGACAACACCACCCAGUGCAGAAACCACGUCUACAACGACUGCGGCGACUUUACCGGACUUCUCGAUAGCUUCUGGAACUUCGAACUUUGCCGACUUGGCAGACUCGUUUGGUGGAAGUACGAGGGCACCGGAUCCUGUCUUACCGAUGCAGAGGAAAACCGGUCUCUAUUUCCUCGUCGACUGGAACACGUUCCUAGAGGUCGGCGAGGAGGGGUCUGCGGAUAAGGUCAAUUUAAGGUUCCAACCCAAAGUAGGUGACAGGACAAGAUUCCUUCCGGUUACCGUGCCGUGAAAUCAUUACGUUUCGCCUUCGCCCUCGCGAUGCAGGGCCAAAAUUUGGAGAAUAGAGCGCCUGUAAAUAAUCCUGAACGUUCAUUCGCCUAAUCCGUAUAAAUAUAUUUAUAUAUAAGUUUCUUUUUUUUUAUUACUUUUUAUUUACUGCUCACGGAGCGUUCUAUGUAUUUAUUUUCUUUCACUUCACAAUUCUUGCAAUUUUUCAAGUUGAAUUGAGAAAAAGUAGAUUUUAUCGAGGUGUAAUUGAUUUUUGAAAAGCUCGACUCUUUGAAUCAACCGAAAGAGAUUACCGCGUUUCUAAAAUUUAUUUUGUUUCAAUGCUCAUCGUCAUUCAGCACCUUAUGAUCGUUCUACCUAUGUAGGAUUUCACGAAUAAUAAUUUUUUACCAAAACGACCAGA
This is a messenger RNA of Diprion similis, 3016 nucleotides long. Its product is annotated as mucin-3A. The record is from RefSeq and is a predicted model, not a curated record. The transcript has 3 exons. NCBI's taxonomy places the organism in Eukaryota, Metazoa, Arthropoda, Insecta, Hymenoptera, Diprionidae. The coding region runs from base 146 to 2614 and encodes 822 amino acids.